AUGCCCUGCCACGUUGCAUUGAUCGGAGUCGGCCUCGUCGGGAAGCAAGUCGUGCACCAACUGAGCUCGCCCGCACUGUCGCCCCUGUUCCGCAUCGUGUCGCUCUCCAACUCGAAGCACACCGUCUCGAUCGAGCCCUCCUCGUCGACCCUCCCCGCCGAGGACCUCCUUGCCCUCUUGCCCGCUUCCUCGGCCGCCCUUCCCUCGUCGUCGUCCCACCCCGGAGCAUCUUACUCAUCCGCGAACCCAGAACAAGUCGUCAAGGACCUCGCUCACGCGUCCAAGCAGUCCAAGACCUCGACGAUCCUCAUCGACUGCACCUCGGACCUCUCCGUCACGCAAUUGUACCCUUUGGCCAUCUCGUCCGGUCUUUCGGUCGUGACCCCGAACAAGAAGGGGUUCUCGUCCUCGAACGAGUUGUGGCAACAGAUCCUCGAAGCGCAGAACGCUCCCGGUGCGGGGUUGGUCUACCUCGAAGCGACGGUCGGUGCCGGUCUCCCCAUCAUCUCGACGUUGAGGGAUUUGCUCAAGACUGGGGACGAAAUCACCAAGAUCGAGGGGGUCCUUUCGGGUACGUUCUCGUACAUCUUUAACGAGUUCUCCAAACCCGGCGUCAAGGGAGGACCCAAAUUUUCCGAAGUGGUCAAAAUCGCCAAAGCGAAUGGGUAUACGGUGAGUCGACCAGUUCCUCGAAGGUUGAUGCAGUCGUCUGGUACUGAUUCUUGCCUGCAUACGAUGUGUGCAUAGGAACCCCACCCGGCCGAUGAUCUUUCGGGUUCGGACGUCGCUCGCAAGUUGACGAUCCUCUCACGCCUGAUCUCGGCCAACCCUUCUUCGCUCCCUGCGCUCCCUUCGUUCGCCGAAGGAUACGUUUCCCUACCUACGCAAUCCCUCAUCCCUAAAGCGCUCGAAGGUCUUGCUUCCGGAACGGAGUUUGUCGAAAAGUUGCCCGAGCAUGAUGAGGAAUUCGAUACGCUGAGAGCGGAAGCGGAGAAGGAGGGCAAGGUGUUGCGGUAUGUCGGGGUGAUCGAUCGUAUGGCUGGGAUUGCCAAGUGCGGAUUAGAAAAGUGAGUGGCUGUUACCUGGGGCUGGUCGUGAUUCUCUCCACAAGCGAAAAGAGCGCUGACCGAAAAGCCUGUUUCGACAGAUACCCCGCCGCACACCCUUUCGCCUCCUCUCUCUCGGGCGCCGACAACAUCCUCGCGUUGCACUCGCACCGCUACUCCAACAGUCCUUUGAUCGUCCAAGGUGCCGGUGCGGGAGCGGAGGUGACGGCCAUGGGUGUCGUUGCGGAUGCGAUCAAGGUCGCGGAGAGGACGGGCGUUAGGGUGCAUCUUUAG
Messenger RNA from Microbotryum saponariae, 1340 nucleotides. The record is from the annotation of a GenBank genome assembly. NCBI's taxonomy places the organism in Eukaryota, Fungi, Basidiomycota, Microbotryomycetes, Microbotryales, Microbotryaceae.